AGGCGUGUAUUGUGGGGCUGGAUUUUGGGGAUCUGGUGAGUUAGCUGGUUGCCAUGGUAAGGCACCUGGUCAUGUGAUCAGGAUGGUGCUCCAGGCUGUUUUGACGUCAAGCUAUAGACAGAGCGAGGGAGAGAGGGAGGAAGAGAGAGCAAUCCGUGGCAGCAGCAGCAGCAGCAGGGUCUCAGCCUACCCAUAGCGUACAAGCUGCGAAAAAAAAAAAAAGGGGGGCUGCAAUAUAGAAGCCUCGUUCUACACCGCCAUCCAUUCCAAAUAUUUCCAGUCUGAUUUAAUAAUUCCUCCCAAUCGCUGGGACAGCUCCAAUGCCGGGUCCUACCCAAACGCUGUCCCCAAAUGGAGAAAACAACAACCACGACAUUAUUCAUGAUAAUGGCAGCAUCAUCCCUUUUAGGAAGCACACCGUACGGGGAGAACGCUCCUACAGCUGGGGAAUGGCGGUCAAUGUGUACUCUACCUCGAUAACCCAGGAGACUAUGAGCAGACAUGACAUCAUUGCAUGGGUGAAUGACAUUCUGUGUUUAAACUACACAAAGGUCGAACAGCUAUGUUCAGGUGCUGCCUACUGCCAGUUUAUGGAUAUGCUCUUCCCACAAUGCAUAAGCCUAAAGAAGGUCAAGUUUCAAGCCAAGCUGGAACACGAGUACAUUCACAAUUUCAAACUGCUACAAGCCUCAUUUAAAAGAAUGAAUGUCGAUAAGGUCAUACCGGUAGAAAAAUUGGUUAAAGGACGAUUCCAAGACAACCUGGAUUUUAUUCAGUGGUUUAAGAAAUUCUUUGAUGCAAACUAUGAUGGCAAAGAAUAUGAUCCCAUGGAAGCCAGACAAGGACAGGACGCCCUUCCACCCCCAGACCCCGGUGAACAGAUCUUCAACCUGCCAAAAAAGUCUCAUCAUGCCAACUCUCCCACAGCAGGAGCAGCAAAAUCAAGUCCUAUUGCAAAACCAGGAUCCACUUCAUCUCGCCCAUCAUCUGCAAAGAAGGCAGCUCCCAGUUCUUCAGUAAAAAGCGAUAAAGAUUUGGAAUCACAAGUUGCACAUCUUAAUGAACAGGUGCAUUCAUUAAAAAUUGCCCUAGAGGGAGUAGAAAAGGAAAGAGACUUCUACUUUGGAAAGCUAAGGGAAAUUGAACUGCUGUGCCAAGAACACGGACAAGAAGGUGAUGACCUUGUCCAGCGGUUAAUGGAUGUGCUGUAUGCGACAGAUGAGCAGGAGGGCCAAACAGACCAUCACGAUGGCGAUGAUCAUGACCAUGUUCAGGAGGAUCCACAGCAACAGGACGAGUACUGACCCCCACCUCCUCCCUUCCGCUCCCCUCACUGUUGUCAUUUCACGUGGAACUUUCUUUCAAGAGAGCAAUGUGUGGCCAGUCACACUCGGCACACCCCUACCAUGUAAUGUACUAUAGUGAGUGCCAGCAAACCACCACAUUCUGUACCAGUUACUUUCCCAAGAAGUGUUUACAGAAGUUAUUCCAGCCCAAGCUAAAGUGAGAGGUGUGGGGCUACUCGGCAGCAGCUUGUACCACUUGACUGUUUUUAAAUUGUUUUCAAAUCUUUUCCAUAUUUUUUUAUUUAUUUGUAAUUGAGCCAUUUCCUUGUUUUCCAAACUGCUUGCUUCUAAUUGUAAUAUCGUACAAUAUUUAUAUAUACAUGUCAUACAUAGGAACCAUUACUACCACGUAUCACGAAUGUAAAAGUGCUAAGUUAACAGAAAAGAAAAAAACAAGAAAAAAAAACACGUGUACCAGGUUAAUGUAUCAUGUUAAGGAGAAACGGCUGCUGGCUUGUAGCUGAGAAAGUGUUGACCUGUUUUAGGGGGUUCGUUUGGUUAAUUUAUCCUAAAGGAAAAUAAUUGCACUCAAAAAUGCGAUCUGAUCACUCUCCUACAUGUAGUAAAGAUUCACCCACCUGAUGCCAGUAGUCCACGGAUAUCAGUGGAGGGCAUGAGACAUUAAUUCAAGGUAAUGUAUUUGUUCCUAGGUCUUCCAUAACAUCAGGACUUUUUCUUGCAAGGAAAAAAAAAAUGAGAUUCCUGAACUGCAUACAUUUUUCACCCCUAAAAUCUUCAUCACUCCCCGAUACAGCUCUAUUGUUGUCAAAAUACAUGUUUUAUUAAUAUUUUUUCUAAGAGUUUAUUACAUUUUUAUUUUGUUAUUGUUAAAGUAGUAGAAAACCACUUACAGCACACACAGUAGCUAUGGGAUGUUGGUGUCGGACUGAAGCAUGCAGAGCUCAUGCACCAGAGGGCCUACUGAGGAGGUACAGAUGUUAUAUGCAGUACAAAUGUUUUUCUUUUUAUUGUUCUUUUAAAUUGUUCUUUAUUUUUUUAAUCAUAUAAAUACAUACUCCGAUGUUUUGAUAUUUAAUAAUCUUGAGUUAUUGACAUAAUUGUUAAUUUGAAGUUUUCCUCUUCUCAAGCGUUUGCUGAAGGCUUGAGAGCCGCCAGCAUUUCCCACACCAGUCCGACACUAACUUAGUAUUACUGAGUCAGGCUGAAAAGUCAUCUUGAGGAGAUUUGUAUUCAGUCAUAACAUCAGUUUUAUAACAGUAAGGGUGCAUUCACACGGUGCUGUCCAUUUUACGGACCGCAAAACAUGACACCAGGCCGUGUGCACGCCGCAUUGCAGUGCAAACUCAUUGACUUCUAUUGUUCCACGAUCCACACGUUGCAGCCUAUCUUUUGCUUUGUGGCCUCGCGGACCCGGAAGCCUUUCUUUGUGCUUCUGGGUCCGUGUGGCCACUCCGCAGAAGAUAGGACAUGUCUUAUUGUUUGUCGCGUGUUGCAAAUUGUGGGCCCAUUAAAGUCAACGAGGCGGGGUGCACACGGACAGUGUUUGUAUUUUGCAGAUUGCAGUCCGCAAAGCGUGCAUGGCCAGGUGGUUGCACCCUAACCUGAAUUAUUGACUGACCAGAUCACUGCCGAAGAGCUAGAACACACGUAGAAACUGUCAUGUAACAAACAGGAAUACAGCAACAUGACUUCUCUAGAAAUACACAUACUCACUUAAUUGGCAUCUGCCUAAGCAUAAGAUGCAGUAAUUUAAUAUAAACAGAAAUAUCAUAAAAUGCUUGUUAAGCUGCUGUGGUGCACUAUAUUUCUCUGAAUGCAGUAUUAACAGACUUGAGUAUACAAUGACACCAGUAAUAUAAUCUUCCCCAUAUAUGUACUACCUCUAUUAUUUAUCAGAUGUUUGGCUUAUUGAAGGCUUGGAUGACUACCUUCUUAACAAGCAUCAUGCAAACUUUUAGUACAUUGUUCAGAUCCCUGUGGUCUCUGCAGUAGAAGCUUUUUUUUUUAUAUCGCAAACCAAUAUUCAAAAUGUAUAGAAUGCAAAAACGAUUCUAAUCAGUGAUGUCUCAAGAAAGCGAUGCAACGGCAAAUAUCUCACCAUGGCUGAUGAGACGUCUGUCCAGCUCUAUGGAGACAGAAGAAUCAGAUGGAUCACACCAGUGAUGCCAGUGCCGACAGCUAUCUCUCCAGAUCCUCCCAUACAAGAUGCCUAUGUAGUAAAUGGGAAGAAGAGAGAAAGCUGCUGCCCAAAAAUUCUGGCAGCAGUUUUUCUCCUGAGAACAAAAGGAUCGGCAUCAACUUCAGCAUUCGGGGGAGAUUUGGUAGGCCUUAUACACAUGCAUACAUUAGAUGGUCAGCCGAUCCUAUAGAUAUAGCUUUCUCCCCUGUGUAUAGAUCCUGUAGAAGCAGCACGUGGAGCCAUGUGGAAAUGGCUUUCGGAACUGACAAUUAAGUGAGACCGUUUUCUAUGGAUUGUAUUGCUGUACAUUAACAAUGCCUGUUUUUUCCCCCCGCUUUCUUUUGGCAUUUUCUUCUGUUAUAUUUUAAUUUUUCUGGAUAGCACAUCAUACAAAAUUAUAUAUGAAAUGUAAACUGAAAGGAAUGUAAACAUAUGUAUUGUUAAAUAUAAAUAGGUAAUGAAGUCCUGAUUAGAUGGCAAGAGUCUUAUUCGGAUGGAUCACGCUCAUUUUACCAUACACAUGACUUGUCGCAUGAUAGAGUAGUUUUUUUUGUCUAUGAAUAUGUGAAUAACUUGCGUUUUAUCUUUUUACAUAUUUAAUAAAAAAAUGUAUAUGUUAUUAAAAAAAUGCCAAUUUUACCAACUAUUCAAAAUGGGGCACAUUGUAACUUGUCUGUCUGUUAUUAAACCACCACAUUCAUUUUAAAAUGCAUUUUGUCUGUUACAGUUUCAGCUGAAAGGCUAUGGGAGAAAUGAUCAUGAGUCGAAUCUGAUUAAUAAAACACCCCCAGUUAUGAACAUGA
Bufo gargarizans (Asiatic toad) is the source of this 4289-nucleotide messenger RNA. RefSeq names its product microtubule associated protein RP/EB family member 2 (gene MAPRE2). Bases 321 to 1304 code for a protein of 327 amino acids. Gene Ontology annotation, molecular function: microtubule plus-end binding. The transcript has 7 exons. The record is from RefSeq and is a predicted model, not a curated record. Gene Ontology annotation, cellular component: microtubule organizing center; microtubule plus-end; spindle midzone. NCBI's taxonomy places the organism in Eukaryota, Metazoa, Chordata, Amphibia, Anura, Bufonidae. Gene Ontology annotation, biological process: spindle assembly; protein localization to microtubule plus-end; regulation of microtubule polymerization or depolymerization.